Messenger RNA from Naegleria fowleri, 1992 nucleotides. RefSeq lists its product as uncharacterized. The record is from RefSeq and is a predicted model, not a curated record. Lineage: Eukaryota; Heterolobosea; Eutetramitea; Acrasida; Naegleriidae. The transcript has a single exon. Gene Ontology annotation, molecular function: ATP binding; protein serine/threonine kinase activity. Gene Ontology annotation, biological process: protein phosphorylation. Bases 1 to 1992 code for a protein of 663 amino acids.
AUGCCUUCUUCACAAAAACCGAAACGCCUCACACUCGAGGAGUUUUACAAGAUGAACGGAAUGGACACGACGAGUUUGUUGAGUCAUUCUUCCAUGGCUGUAAACAAUGACCACCAACAAACAACAGAUGAAGAAUCGGAAGAAGAUGGUUUCAUGAAGAAUGAAGAGAUGAACAAGAUGAAGGGAGUGAUGAGGAAUUAUCAUAAUACUCAACAAUAUCACGGAUCAAAAAAGACAACGGAAAUUUCCUAUUUACAUGAUGACUUUGAAGGAGAUGUUUUAUAUGAUUAUUAUGAUAUCGGAGAGGAAUAUAGUGAUGAUGAUGAUGAAGAAUAUGAGUACAACAAUGAUGAGGACUUUCGUGUGGCCGCAUCGAAUGAUAGCAACAACUCUGUUCCCACGGAACGUCAAAGUGCCAUCUCCUCUUCAGGAGGUACAUCAUCAGCUCUUGAGAAUAAUAGUCAUUCAAGAGACACCAGCACUCCAAGCUCUUCAUCUAACAAGUAUUCCGGAAGAAUUAAUCUUACAACAUCGAUCCGAACAGAUAUUUCAAAAGUACAAAAGAAGGAGUUAGAAUCACGAAUCAAGUUAACGAACAAAUUGGAGGAAAGAGCGACUGUAGAACAAGUGAUUGACACCAGAACAAGAAUGAUUCUCUUUAAAUUAAUGAAUAAUGGAUUCUUUUAUUCUGUGAAUGGAUGUGUGUCCACAGGUAAAGAGGCAAACGUUUAUUAUGCUUGCGGAGAUGAAGAUGAAGAAAAUUCUGAAAAGCAAUAUGCCAUUAAAAUUUACAAAACCUCCAUUUUGGUGUUCAAGGACAGAGACAGAUACGUCACUGGAGAGUAUAGAUUCAAGUCAGGCUAUUCCAAGCACAAUCCUAGAAAGAUGGUUAAAGUGUGGGCAGAAAAAGAAAUGAGAAAUUUAAGAAGAUUGGAAAAUGUUGGAAUACCAUGUCCAAAGGUUCAUGUUUUAAAACAGCAUGUUCUCGUGAUGUCAUUUAUUGGAAAGAACGGAUGGCCAGCUCCAAGACUGAAGGAUGCAAAACUUUCUCUGACAAAACUUCGAGAAAUUUAUCUUGACAUCAUAAAAUCUGUUCGCACCAUGUAUCAAAAAGCAAAACUAGUUCAUGGAGACUUGAGCGAGUACAACUUGCUUUACUUUAAAGGAAGAGUAUAUUUUAUUGAUGUGUCUCAGAGUGUUGAAAAUGAUCAUCCUAAUGCACUCGAAUUUUUGAGAAAAGAUUGUGAGAAUGUUAAAAACUUCUUCUUCAAGAACGGACUUACUAACAUCAUGACAACAAGAGAAUUAUUUGACUUUGUAACAGAUAUUACUCUAACCGAUGACAUGGUUGACUCUUAUUUAGAAACUAUGAUGGAAAAAAUUCAAGAUAGACCUCCAAUAACAGCCAAAGAUGAAGUGGAUGCUGAAGUAUUUAAACAAGUUUACAUCCCACGUACCUUGACAGAGAUUAUGGAUUAUGAAGCUCACAGAGAACAGAUUGAACUUCAAGAAAACACGGAUGAUAUUUUCUACAGAAGUGUGACAGGAAUCAAUAUGGACUUAUCAGGUGCCGCUACAACACCUUUUGGACUCACCGAAGAGGAAGCAGAGAAGAUUCAGAAAAAAUUGGAAGAAAAUCAGCAAGAGCCUGAACAACAAGAGACAGCAACACCCUCUAUAGAUCAUUCAGCAUCUCUCGUUGCUGAUAAAGAGAAGAGUACUGUGGAAGAACAAGGAGAAGAAAACCUCAAUAAUAAUGGUGAUGAAGCAGCAGGCGAUGAUGCCUCUAGUAGCUCAGAAGAUACAGAAAACACCAACGAAGAGGGUAAGAAUGGAAAGAAAGGCAAAAAAAAGAAACCUCCUCUUCCAGAUCUCGAGAAUAUGGAAAGACAUGAACGAAAAAAAUGGGUCAAAGAAUAUAAUCGAGAGCGAAGAAAAAACAAGAUACCAAAGAAGGUUAAGAAAAAGCUUGAAAAGAAGCACAAGAAAUAA